AUGGAUGUAGGCCGUCGCUCAGCACCGAUCGGCGAGUACGUCACGUUCGCGUUCCUCCGAAGAGGCGCGGCCAACUGCGAAGAGGUGCACAGCUACGUGGCCUACCUGCCCAUAGUGGGCUACAUAAUCCUCAGGAACGUGCAGGUGGUUAAAGAGAUCCUAGCUGAAGGUUUUCUGAGGAAGCUGGGGCAACCAACAAAGGUUGAU
Molecule: messenger RNA, 207 nt
Organism: Iphiclides podalirius (scarce swallowtail)
Lineage: Eukaryota; Metazoa; Arthropoda; Insecta; Lepidoptera; Papilionidae
Source: the annotation of a GenBank genome assembly